UAGUACCAGUAGCUGGUAAGGCUGUCUUCAUAGGAGGCCUAGCCUAGAUCAAUCCCGAAAGAAUUGAUUUAGUUGCGCCUAAGCUUGGCACAGGUUGUAUCACAAACAUUUAUUUAUGUAGAUCAUUGUGUUGAUAAUAGGCUAAUUAUUACGUAAAUUGAAAGGGUAACAUAUUCGACGAAUAAAGAUGAGUAACCCAGGCCCAACGCCAAGCCCAAAUCAGUCCCAACCUGCUGGAAGCAGCGGCGCUGCAGCUGGCACGAAUGGAUCUGCCCCUCCUCCAUCCAUCAGCAGUGCUGCACCUACAGGCUCUGCAGUGUCCGAGUACACAAAUCGUGGACCAGGUGGAUUGCCUGGAGAAUUAACAUGUCGUCCAAUGGGAUUGGUUGUAUUGACAGGUUUAGACAUAACUUACAACGCCAUUCAUCGAGAUAUAUGGGAUUCGUUUGUUUCUGGAAGACGACCAGAUAGAGUACCACUUAAUUUUAAGGUGUUACCAGGAGAUCAUGAAUAUCCAAAGUGUCGAUCUAAGCAACGAACGUCUUACGAAUGGUACAUUCCAAAAGGAAUCUUGAAGUCAGGUUGGAUGAAGAAACAUCUGGCUGAGGUUCCAUCUCUCGUUGUUCUUUUCUUCGAUUUAGAUUGGGAUGAGAAUCUAUGGAAAGAGCGACAGAUGGAGUGUGCUACCAGGGUAGAAGUUGUAAGGACAAGCCUACAAGGACGCUCAACAAGAGUUGCUGUUGUCUUGAUUCAGAAGAAUGCACCCCUUCCUCCAGGUGAAGACGUCGUAGCAGCAGAGAGGGCAGCAGCACUUUGUGCUGCUUGUGACCUGUCUGCUAAGUCACUGUUUGUUCUUCCAUGGACUGGGCAUCUCCUAGGGUACACAAUCAGGUUAGAGAAUGCUUUUUAUGAAUUAUCUCAGAGUUACUACCACAUGGAGGCACGUAAAGUGAAGGCUCACAGAGAAUUUUUGAAUAAAACCACCCACCAGCUUUUGUUUGUUAGGCAUGCAUUCAAGAUUGCUUUCUUUAGUGAACUAAAACAAGAUGCACAGAAUGCUUUAAAACAGUACAAAACAGCAUAUGUUCACUUGACUGAGCUGAGAGCGCAUGAUAGCAAUAUGCUAGAAAUAAAAACAAUUGCAGGUUUCAUUAAUUAUAAGAUUUGUCAGCAACUUUUCACUCAUAAUGCACCAUUGGAUGCAAUCAGUCAAUUCCGUAAACAUAUUGAUUUGUUUAAGAAUCGAGUUGGCUGCCCAGAGCUUGCAUUUGAGCAUUCUGAUUGGAUGUCAAAACAAUUUAGUAUAUUUGGUGAACUUUUUGAUGAAGCGAUCAAGAUGGGAUUGACGGCCAUCCAAACUCAACAUCCUGGUUUCUACUACCAACAGGCCGCCAAUCAUGCUAUUGCUAGGAAACAGCUCUGUAGAGGGCUCUGUCUGCAUGCAACAUAUAUGCCAAGUCCUAAUCCACUUGAUGGAGCUGAUAAUCUAGAUUUCUUCGGUCAACGUCCAUGGCGCCAGGGUCACCAAAGCAUCGAUCCACCAGAUGCCCAGAUGGAGAAGGAAGGCAUUACAGCGCUUCAGUAUCAAGAACUCCAAGUAGAUCACUCGUGGAUCAUUAUACCAUUGUUGAGCAGCGCUGUCGCUCAAUUUAAAAAGUACAAGUCGGCUAGGAUGAAGCGCUUUUUAAUGGUGCAGAUGGGUGAAGAAUACUACCAUGCCAAAGACUAUAGCAAAGCCCUCACACUUCUUGGACGUGUUACCUGGGAUUAUCGUAGCGAACGUUGGUGGACCCUUCUCACUUCGAUUCUACUUACAUCUCUCAGGUGUGCUUACCUGGUUGCCAGCUUGGAAGAGUAUGUUACAAUUUCACUAGAGCUCAUGGGUAGAUAUUCACAAAGUUCUCCUGAAGAAAAGACAAGAGUACAAAUGAACCUAAUACGUGUUAUGUCACAUGUUCCACCUGAAGCCGAACCUGGUUGUUCAUCAGAUGCAGUAGAGCAGGCAAAGGCACUGUGGAAGGGGGAAGCAGCAAAUCCACAAGAACCAAUCAAAUUCACUUUAGAAAUGCAGAAUAUUGUACCAUUUGUUGAAUGUAAAGCUUGCUUCACCAGCACAAGAUUCACUGCUGAUCUUCCUAUCACUCUGAAUGUGUAUCUCAGACCUACUUGCCAGUUUCCCAUUCGCUUUUCAAAGCUUUCUGUCCAGCUUAGUAACUCCAUCUAUAACCCACAAUGCAUUGUAACAGACGGGCAGCCAAUAGGAGAGCCAAUCAUGCCUCAUGAUAGCGACAUGUCGGGCGACCUAUACCUCAUACCAAAUAAGGUCAAAGUUUACAAAUUCCAGUUUAUAGCCAUUCCUGAAGAUGUUGGCAAGAAAAUUGAGAUUGUGUCUGUAUCACUAUCUCUUGGUGAUGAAGCCACUCGUUGUGCCACGUUGAAUUGGUCUGGUGGAGGUGGCGAUGCAGCCUCAGUAACCAACAUCCAGGAAUGUGUUCCUAAGAGGAGAGGAGAACCAAAAGAGGAUGAACUGGACUGGCAUCUCAUUAAGAUAGAGCAAGCAACAAGUAUUACAUCAAGGGUACCAUUGAUGGAUAUAAAGUUAGAGCAUGCAGCACCCUCUAUAGUCAAUGAACCAUACAAUAUUCUAGCAACUAUCACAAAUAUGGAGAAAACUGUAGUAAAGAAUGCAAGCAUAACAAUGGGACUACAGGAAGGACAGGAUUCGCUGCUGGAGCAAACUACUCAAGUCAGUGAAAAUAUUGCAAAUUUUGAACAGAAUCCAAGUUCAUGUAACUCCCGCUUAAAAGGAAUCAAGAUUGAUGAUUUGUCACCAGGCCAACAGAUUGUAAAACAGUUAUAUGUACGUUGCCUACAGGUGGGUAAUAGAUCUGUCAGUGUACGAGUAGCUUACACCGUUGACGCAAAAGUAAACAGACAGGGGGAACAAGUUAGUUGUACUUGUUAUAAAGAAGAAGUAGUAGCCUUGGAAACUGUCAUGCCAUUUGAUGUGUCAAUAAGGUUAACGUCAUCAAAGUUCGAAGAAGUUAGUAAUGUCCAUGCCAAUGAAAUAUUCCUAAUGAUGACGGACAUCAAAUGCACGUCGCCAUGGACACUCCAGAUUGUUGACAGUCAUCUUGCACUGUCUGAGGAUGUUAGUUUUACUGACGAAGAUGUAGAAUCCCAACUACAGGAAAUAUUAUUGAAACAAGAUGAGCAAGCAUGUGAAUGUAUGAGCUUAAUCACCAAUGGCAACAAGUGCAAAACAACUGUGAGUCUUGGACAAUAUACAAUUCACUGGAGAAGAGCAUCUGAUGAUUUGAGCCAGCCUAUUGUCAAGACAGAGAUGGCGCUGCCUGACAUAUCCGUAGAGCGUCUACCCUUGCACGUCAAUACUGAUCUUCCCUCACAUGGCCUUGUUCGUGUGCCACUACCAAUGCAAUUCACUAUUUUUAAUGACACAGACGUAGUGCAGAAUAUUGAAGCCAGUAUUGAUCCAAGUGAUGCGUUUAUGUUCUCAGGCCAUAAACAGGUGUUCUUCAGAAUCCUACCAUCAGAUGACCAAACCCUACUGUACAACCUUUACCCUCUAAUGCCAGGGUACGUAAAGCUUCCCAGACUGCACCUCAAGGCCGCUCAAGCUCCUAGUUUAACUGAUGAAGUCAUUGGUAAAAUGAUACCAUCUCAUAUUUACAUCAAGCCUCAAGGAAAGACGUACAGUACCUGAUCUAUUUGACUAACUAAGCGUGAAACAAAUCCCUGUGCUGGAGAAAAGUUUUCAUCAAAUUGUAAACAUAUAUUGCGAUAUAUAAUUGCACUUAUCUAUAAAAAUGUGAAAGGAAUUAUAAAAUAGUUAUAUAUCAGAUAGAAAUCUACUUUUUGAGUAGGUUUUUAAGAAAUCAGCGCUCUGAGACUUAGUUGUAUAGAGCGCUAUGUAAGAGCCUACUUAUUAUUUUUAAUUCAAAUCAUGUUUUUAUAUUUAGCCACUCAGUUCAGUUUCCUUGAAAAUGAACGUUUAAGUAUUUGUUACCAGUUUUAAAUCUCCUAUUUUAUUCUGUUUAAUUUUUUAUGACUAAAUGUACUAAAUUGUAUUGGAUUUUCUUUGUUUGAACUUUAUUAUUAUUUAUAAUGUUAUUUUCAUAUUAUUAAUAGUACUGUUAUUAUUAAUUCAAACAAUAGGUAAUUUUAUCGAAAAAAAGUCUGUCUCAUUGGAGGUUGAUAAUUUAUGCAAAUGAGGAAUGACCUUUCUGCUAUAGCCUACCCAUUGGAUAUUGUGCUAAGGUCACACAAAAUGAAUAUGUGUUUGUGGGACAUGUGCGUAUCCCUGACCCGGUUCUGAUAGGCCAGUUGCUGAGUUUUAUUGACUAUCUUGAAAGGUCCAUUGUAUAGGAUUUUACCACAGAAUAUAUAUCAUCAAAGCAUAUACAGUAAUUAGGCCUAGGCCUAUACAUUUGUUUUGAAUUAUACAGGUUGAAAUAAUCAUUUUUUAUAAGGUAGAUGUAUGAAAAAGCAUAAUAGUAAAUUGAUCCUAUUCCUUGUUUGUUUCUAUUGAUUAUGUUAUAACGACUAUGAAAUUUAAUUAUUUGUUAUUGUGGGUAUUAAUAUUAUGUAUGAAAAUUGCAAUAUUAGAAUAAAGUUAUGGCGCUCUUAGCAUCAUUAUGUGUUUGUUAAUGUUA
Molecule: messenger RNA, 4673 nt
Organism: Anneissia japonica
Lineage: Eukaryota; Metazoa; Echinodermata; Crinoidea; Comatulida; Comatulidae
Product: trafficking protein particle complex subunit 11-like
Exons: 29
Coding region: 188-3724 (1178 amino acids)
Source: RefSeq, a predicted model, not a curated record